AUGGUCUCUGUUAGCCGAUGCUUUGAUGGGAGCACCCCUGUCCAUGCAGCAGCUUUUUCAGGAAACCAGUGGAUCCUCAAUAAACUGCUGAAUGCAGGGGGUGACCUUCGACUCCAUGAUGAGAAAGGUCGGAACGCAGAGGCCUGGGCUUUGGCAGCAGGAAAGGGUCGUAACACCCAGAUGGUGGAGUUCAUGCAGCGCUGCACUUCACACAUGAAGGCUAUCAUCCAAGGCUUCUCCUAUGACCUCCUAAAGAAGAUAGACUCCCCUCAGCGCCUCAUCUGCAGCCCACCCGAGUUUGGUAGCCUCAUCCAGGGGUGA
Messenger RNA from Microtus ochrogaster (prairie vole), 321 nucleotides. It is a transcript of the gene Tex14, whose product is annotated as inactive serine/threonine-protein kinase TEX14-like. Gene Ontology annotation, biological process: attachment of spindle microtubules to kinetochore; mitotic sister chromatid separation; mitotic spindle assembly checkpoint signaling. The record is from RefSeq and is a predicted model, not a curated record. Bases 1 to 321 code for a protein of 106 amino acids. Gene Ontology annotation, molecular function: protein binding; ATP binding; protein kinase activity. The transcript is spliced from 3 exons. Lineage: Eukaryota; Metazoa; Chordata; Mammalia; Rodentia; Cricetidae. Gene Ontology annotation, cellular component: intercellular bridge; midbody; kinetochore.